This is a messenger RNA of Plutella xylostella (diamondback moth), 1575 nucleotides long. It is a transcript of the gene Osi7, whose product is annotated as osiris 7. The record is from RefSeq and is a predicted model, not a curated record. Gene Ontology annotation, cellular component: membrane. NCBI's taxonomy places the organism in Eukaryota, Metazoa, Arthropoda, Insecta, Lepidoptera, Plutellidae.
CGCUGCGGUCGCCCACAGUCGUGAUCAGACCGCCGAGUGAACAUGUGGAGGAUUAUCACAGUCGCGCUGGCCCUGAGCGCCGCAGCCGCUCUCCCGGCCCAAGACACGGGACACACCGACAACGAUAUCGAAGGAUACAGCGACUGCCUCCGCAAGGACUCCACAUCAUGCCUCAAGUACAAGUUCUUCUCGUUCGUCGACAAAAUGGUAGGCUCGAAGGACACAUUUGCCUUAACCGAAGGAGUGACCGUCGUGCGCGCCAAGGACGCCCCUAAAGAAACAGGAGCGCCACGAUCCAUGGAUCCUCUUGCAAGACUUCGGAGGUACCUUGACACGCACUCCAUUCAAGUGGAGGUCAAAGGCUCCGAUGUGAUUGACACAGUGGCUGGAGUGGGACGCGCUCUGGAAGACACAGUUUCCACGUUCACGGAAGACAAUGACAGCGACAGCGACUUGUCGGAAGAGAGCCGUGGGAAGAAGAAAAAGGCGCAAAAGAUUCUCGGCCCGCUAAUGAUGGCGUUGGCGAUGAAGAUGAUGGCGCUAAUGCCUAUCGCGAUUGGUGCGAUCGCGUUGAUAGCCGGGAAGGCGCUGCUGAUUGGUAAGAUAGCGCUGGUGCUGUCAGCCAUCAUUGGUCUGAAGAAGCUGUUGUCUCAGCAGAAGCAUGUGACGUAUGAGGUGGUGGCGCAUCCCCAUUCGUCGUCUUCGCACUCUUCGAGCCACGACUACGGGAGCAGCAGCAGUGGAGGCACCAGCGGGUACGGAGGAGACUCCUCCAGCAGCUACGGGGCGCCGGCGGCGGGGGGGCACAGCAGCGGGGGGUGGGGUAGAUCCGCAGACGCGCAAGCUCUGGCUUACUCCGCGCAAAAACCACUGUAACAGGGUUCCACUAGCCUAGAUGCAGCUUGAGGUCAAAGCCCCAUUGCUAAGUCGAACACUCUCACCGCUCCCGACUUUGCCUUCGGUUCGUUUUCCUCCUUUGUGUGUUUGCGAUCGAAUGGAUGUAUUUAUUGACUGAUGUAUUGUUGUAAGCUCAUUUUCAUUCAUUCAUUGCCAUUCAAUAACUAUUGUAGCAUAUUUAUUUGGAGGGUUCAUCGAAUCUUAUAGAUUUGGCGCGUAACUAUGUUUUUAUAGUUUGUUAUAAAUAACUGUUAUGUUUAUGAUUAAUUUAUGUAAUUUUGUACAUAUAUAAUUUGUAUUGUUACUAUUAUUAUGUAUGGUUGUUAAAUACAAGUACCUGGCUUUAAUAUGUUUUAAGUAUUAUUAUGUAAGAUAAAAAAUAUAGUUACUUUUGUAUAUAUGUGAUGUAUUAUAUUAUGUAAAGUACUUAAGUAUUUAUAAGUAUGUAUUUAUAACGUUUGACACGUGUCAUUCUUGCCAUUAAUGGUUUAUACAAAUUCUAUGUAUUUUUACUAUAAGAGCUUUAUUAAUUUAUUGAAUAGAAAUAUUGUGGUUUCAUUUUCAUUUCAUUAAUUUAUUAUCAUACAUUUUAUAUCGUGUACCUAGCGAAUUUUAUUUGUUUAUGAAAAAAUGUAAUCGACGACGAUUUUUUGUUAACAAUUAAAACAAUGGAAACAU